AAUUCGUGUCACGCGCACUGUACGCUGACCCUCGUAUAAGUAUACUUUGGCCUUAAGGGCACGUUUACACAACAACGAUGUACGGAAAUGUUUGUGUUUUUUUGCGUACAGGUGACAACGUUGUCAAAAUGAUCCCCGUUCACACGGAUCCGCGAAAACAAUUAAAAAGGCUGUAUUCUGCUGCCAGGCCAGUAGAUGGUGAUGUUACUUUGUAAAGAAACACUACUCACCUAUAGUCUGAACACAUAAUAUGUAUGUGCAUGACAUCACCGUUUUCACAAAUUCCGUUCGUGUAGUUUACACAGAGACGAUAACGGUAUUAUUUUCAAAAACUUGCACUUUGAAAGUUUGCAUUUUCAGGCCCCCAAAAUGCUGCUGUUGUGUAAAUGAACAACCAAAAUGCAUAAAAAGUUUUCCAUUUUUAGUUGAAAGCGGUGUCGUGUAUACGGCCCCUAAGUCUGUUAAAAUUCAGAAUGGAUUAUGGAGAUUUGAAAUUUCUUGUAUUUAUAGAAAAUAUUUCUCUUCUUUGUGUCAAAAAACAACAGAUUGGCCAAAUCCGUUCUCUCAGCCUGCAGUGGUAAUUUCUAAAACCACUGGUUACCUAAAACUCCAUGGUCUGUUUUCCCAGAUGUUGAUUAAACUUUGUGCUGGAUUAAGCUUGUAGUCCUGGAUUAAAUUGUGCAGUAAUUGGUAAGUCUCCUUUGUGGUGUUGUCUUAAGCGGUCUAUGAGAAAGCAGUCCUAAUAAAAGAGCAAGCUAAUCUGCCUCUUAAAGUUUGACAGCAGAGGCACAGCAGAGUUUCACGGUUGGAGAAGGUGCAAGAUAAGCAUAGUUGAGCGUGCUGCUAGGCAGCCUGGGCGCUGUGGUUUGCCACAAAACAGAUGUGUAUUUAGGAGACCACCCUGCAAUACUGUGAUGCAGGACUGGGGCCUAUAGAUGAGUCAUAGAAGAAGAGAGUUGGGAGAGAGAGGGGUUACUUGCCUUCCAUUACCUGAUUACAGUAAAGAGGCAGUAGUAUUGCAUGGAGAAAAAAGUAUUGCAUACCAUAUUGCAAAAGUUUAAGAGGCCAUUGACUCAAAGAAUGCAGUCAGUCCUGCUGUCAUUGAUUCCAGAUUUACUUGGAACUGCCCUGAUUCCUAAAGGCUUUUUUUUAAGUAUUUUCUAAGGUUUAAGCUAUGCUUAAUUUUAGAGUCAUUGACACAUUUUCAAUGGCCAAUGGCAAAACCAAUAUUUUAAAGAGCAAGGUGAGUGAUAUAUGUGCACUUUUAUAUGAAAACUAAAGAUCAAACAAAAUUACUCACCAUAUUUACUGAAGAUUCAUCAAGAAAAAAAGAAUAUGUUUAGUAAUUAUUCAUUGACAAGGCUGGUGAAAGAUUUUGGAGAUGAAAUAAGUGUAAAAUACCACUCAGUAUUGAUCUAUAAUAAAUUAUAACGUGUACCAAUAGUAGGCUAAAUAUGUUUUGGGAACUGCUGUUAUGGCAAAAUAGCUUUAAUAGCAUUUCAUGGAUGUAUUUACCCAACUUGUGUAUUUAAUUUUUCCUACUACUAAUGAAUAGCAGGCUUUCUUUUGCAAAGUUGUAGAGAAUGAGCAAGUUCUUCAGUUUUUUCUUAGAUAAAGUGGAGAGAGCGAAAGGGGAGAGCAAGAAGGAGAGAAAAGUUUUUUUUUUUUCUUCCUAAAGUUUGAGCUUUCACUUUCUGCCUUCGAGGCGGGGUUAGCGGCGAGAGCAGCAUGGAGUAGGCGAAAGGGGGACGGCGAGCAAUUGCAAUGCAGCAACGCGGCGAACUUCCACUCAACUUCAAAACGCGAUUCAUUUCCCGCCUCUGAGAUAACUAUGUACUCUCCGUACUGCUUGACACAGGAUGAAUUCCAUCCCUUCAUCGAGGCUCUCCUCCCGCACGUGCGGGCUUUCUCCUACACCUGGUUCAACCUGCAGGCCCGCAAGCGCAAGUACUUCAAAAAGCACGAGAAGCGCAUGUCCAAGGACGAGGAGCGCGCCGUCAAAGACGAACUCCUGGGCGAGAAGCCCGAGAUCAAGCAGAAGUGGGCGUCGCGGCUGCUGGCCAAAUUGCGCAAGGACAUCCGGCCGGAGUUCCGCGAAGACUUCGUGCUCACCAUCACGGGGAAGAAGCCGCCGUGCUGCGUGCUGUCCAACCCCGACCAGAAGGGCAAGAUCCGCCGCAUCGACUGCCUGCGGCAGGCCGACAAGGUCUGGCGCCUGGACCUGGUGAUGGUGAUCCUGUUUAAGGGGAGCCCGCUGGAGAGCACGGAUGGAGAGAGGCUGGUCAAGUCCCCGCAGUGCUCCAACCACAGCCUGUGCGUGCAGCCGCACCACAUCGGAGUGUCCGUCAAGGAGCUGGACUUGUACCUGGCCUACUUCGUCCACAUGCCAGAAUCUGGGCAAUCAGACAAUUCCAGUCAACAAGGAGACUCGGACAUCAAACCCCCACCAAACGGACAUCUGAGUUUUCAGGACUGCUUUGUGACUUCAGGGGUGUGGAACGUAGCCGAGCUGGUACGAGUGUCUCAGACCCCAGUUGCAACAGCAUCAGGUCCUAAUUUCUCACUUGCGGAUCUGGAAAGUCCCAGUUACUACAAUAUCAACCAAGUAGCACUCGGCAGACGAUCGCUUGCCUCUCCUCCAUCCACAAGGUCUGAGGUGGAGCUGUACGCCAGUCUUCCUCGGAGCUCUAAUAAGCGUAAGUCUAUAGAUGACAGUGAGAUGGAGAGUCCUGUUGAUGAUGUCUUCUACUCCAGUCGUUCUCCGGCCGGCACCAGCUCCCAGUCCAGUGGCUGGCCAAAUGAUGUUGAUGCAGUUGCAGUACAGCACCAUUUGACGAGUGUUCAAGAGAGGAAGAUAAAACAUGAGAAUGAUGGCGUGCAGUUUCCAUACCAUGGGCUGUCCUCUCCUGGGUCUCUAAAGAAGCCAGCGGGAAAAUUCGAUUUCAGCGCCCUGUCAGCACAGACGAGGUCCCCCCGAAUGGCCUUCACACACCACCCGCUGCCCAUGCUGGCAGGCGUGAGACCAGGGAGUCCGCGUGCCUCAGCCUCUGCCCUUCAUUUCCCUGCUCCCUCCAUCAUCCAGCAGUCCAGUCCAUAUUUCACCCACCCCACCAUCCGCUAUCACCACCAUCAGGACCCGCUCAAAGAGUUCGUCCAGUUCGUCUGUGCUGACGGCUCGGGGCAGCCGGGGGCACAGCCUAACGGGAGCGGUCAGAACAAACUGCCCGGCUCCUUCUUACUGCCACCUCCUCCUCCUCCGGUAGCGCGGCCGGUGCCGAUGCCCCUCCCCCUGCCCGAGCACAAACCCAGCCACACACACCCCGAGAGCGGAGUCGGCUCCCCGGCCUCGCCCUCAGCAUACCCAGCGCCAGGCUCCACAGCUUCCAACAGGUUUGUCGGCAUCGGAUCACGGGACAACAACUUUCUGAACAUCCCACAGCAGACUCAGUCAUGGUUCCUUUGACAAGACUUUUCAUGAACACACAGACAAAAAUCCACAAUGAAAACUGGAAGUGGAGUCACGAAGCUAAGUAUGGAACUUUCCCACAUGCCCCCCUGUAAAGUCUCACUCACACACAAACACACACACACACACACACACACACAAAUACACACACAAUUCCCAAAAACCUGGCAAAUCUGGAAAACCUCAGCAUUACCCUGCCAGUCUGGAGAGCUCGGAGAACCAUCCAAACCAUCCAAAGCAAUGACGAACCAGCUCUCGACAUCUUUGUCGUGUUCCUGAGGCAUCCAGCACACUGACCAAUCCUGUUGACCUUUUUUUAAUUUGUUCAUACAUCCGCCAGUCAUACGCCAUGGUGAGGAAAAUCCAUCUCUUCCCAGUCAGAACUCUAUUUGGAAGUUGAACUCAUUGAAAAGGGAUAUUUGAAAUGGAAAUGGAACCUGGAUGAUGUCAAUCAUGGAUGCGUGUGAUUGGAUGGAGAGACUCGGCAGGAGCCCUCUGAUUGGCUCCGGAUUUGCUGAUCUUGAUGACGGCCUCCAGUGCAGUGUGAACUCGACAUCCUCUCGCUGUUUACCCGUUGACAAGCAAUAGACUGUGAGCGAAACAACAGAUAACACUAACCGUGUGCAAUUCACCUAAACGUAUGCACUAUAUGAUUAAUGAAAAGGGUUGACAGAUGCUUUGGCCUUAGAUUUGCGACGUGGAGUCAGGCUACAUGUGUCUAAGGUAAAACACACACAGAUGUGUACCAGCAGAGCAAUAGAACACAAACACACCGCACUACACCGAGACGCACAUCACAGCAUCGUAUAGACCGCUGAUCACAGGAGUGGGAAGGGUCAAGCACGAGUGAACUUAAUGUCCAGCUUGUGACUCAAAGAUAAUUUUUCAUUUUGUAGUGUUUAUGAAUUAAGAGGCCAGUGAUUUGGGUCAUUAAAUUGAUUCGAAUGAACUAGAGGGUUUUGGCGCAUCCAUCGCUGACCUCUUUACUACCAUCGAUCAGUCUGAGUGGUUGUGCAUCAGUAUCUUACAGUCGGCCCUGAACACAAGGGCUUCUUCUUCUUUACUUUGAGUUUGGUUUUGCAGUACAUUUUUUGGUGGAUGUCACAAAAUCUUUCCAUGUCAUGUUUCACCCCGAAACCAAAUGAAAAAAUAAAAGAAAUAAUAUAUAUUAAAAAAAUAAGAAGAAGAAAUAUGAUGAUUUGAAAUAAGCUUAUUUAAUGAAUAAAUAAUCAGUAUAAUUUUAAUGUGAAAUUAUUUUCAUAAUAAUUAAGUCUGAUAAAUUAAACCUAAUUCUCAUUACCGUGUUGUAAUGCAAAA
Molecule: messenger RNA, 4783 nt
Organism: Megalobrama amblycephala (Wuchang bream)
Lineage: Eukaryota; Metazoa; Chordata; Actinopteri; Cypriniformes; Xenocyprididae
Product: nuclear factor 1 X-type
Exons: 13
Coding region: 1832-3463 (543 amino acids)
Biological process (GO): regulation of transcription by RNA polymerase II
Cellular component (GO): nucleus
Molecular function (GO): RNA polymerase II cis-regulatory region sequence-specific DNA binding; DNA-binding transcription factor activity, RNA polymerase II-specific
Source: RefSeq, a predicted model, not a curated record